Chelmon rostratus (copperband butterflyfish) is the source of this 1506-nucleotide messenger RNA. Its product is annotated as cytochrome P450 11B, mitochondrial. Gene Ontology annotation, cellular component: mitochondrial inner membrane. Bases 1 to 1506 code for a protein of 501 amino acids. The record is from RefSeq and is a predicted model, not a curated record. Lineage: Eukaryota; Metazoa; Chordata; Actinopteri; Chaetodontiformes; Chaetodontidae. The transcript has 8 exons. Gene Ontology annotation, biological process: C21-steroid hormone biosynthetic process; glucocorticoid biosynthetic process; cholesterol metabolic process. Gene Ontology annotation, molecular function: iron ion binding; oxidoreductase activity, acting on paired donors, with incorporation or reduction of molecular oxygen; monooxygenase activity.
AUGAGGAGCAUGUGCAUCCGAGUGACUGUGUGUAUCAGAGCACAGGGCGCCCGUGGGUCCAGAAAUCUGCUUUGUGGUGUCACACCACAAAGGGCCCUUUGUGUGACUGCAGCAGGGACGGUGGUUGAUGGAAAGUUAGAGGGGGGGAAAGGAGCUGAGAGCGCAGGAGCUAGAAAGGGGGGUGUGGAUGGACGGGUGCGCAGCUUUGAGGAGAUCCCUCACACAGGGAGGAACGGCUGGGUCAACCUGCUGAAGUUCUGGAGAGAAGAUCGUUUCCAGCAGCUCCACAAGCACAUGGAGAGGACCUUCAACGCCCUCGGCCCCAUCUACAGGAACGGCGAGGAAUGGCGGGCCGACCGUCUGCUGCUCAACAAGGAGGUGAUGAUGAGCGCAGCCGUGAGGCGCUUUCUUCCCCUGCUUGAUGAGGUGGCGAGAGAUUUCUGCCGAAUGCUGCGGGCGAGAGUGGAGAGGGAGGGAAGAGGCGAGGAGGGGAAACGCAGUCUGACCUUGGAUCCCAGUCCUGACCUCUUCCGCUUCGCACUGGAAGCCAGCUGCCAUGUGAUCUACGGGGAGCGUAUAGGUCUCUUCUCCUCAUCCCCCUCCCUGGAGUCCCAGAAGUUCAUCUGGGCUGUAGAGCGAAUGCUGGCAACCACCCCUCCUCUCCUCUACCUGCCCCCUCGCCUGCUGCUUCGAAUUGGCGCUCCCCUGUGGACCCAGCACGCCAGCGCGUGGGACCACAUCUUCAGCCAUGCGGAGGCAAGGAUCCAGAGGGGGUACCAGAGGCUGUCGUCCACACAAGGUCGAGGGUCUGAGGCUGGAGCAGCUGGAGGCCAGUACACCGGGGUCCUGGGCCAGCUCAUGGAGAAAGGGCAGCUAUCUUUGGACCUCAUCAAAGCCAACAUCACUGAGCUGAUGGCUGGAGGGGUCGACACGACAGCGGUGCCCCUGCAGUUCGCUCUGUUUGAGCUGGGCCGUAACCCAGAGGUGCAGCAGAGGGUGAGGCAGCAGGUGACGGCGUCGUGGGCUCAGGCUGGUGGUGACCCUCAGAAAGCCCUACAGGGGGCGCCACUGCUGAAAGGCACGGUCAAGGAGAUUCUCAGGUUAUAUCCGGUGGGAACCACAGUGCAGCGGUAUCCGAUCAAAGACAUUGUUCUUCAGAAUUACCACGUACCUGCCGGGACGAUGGUCCAGGCCUGCCUUUACCCUCUGGGGAGGAGCGCAGAGGUGUUCGAGGACCCACAGCGCUUUGACCCCGGCCGGUGGGGCGGCAGCAGCAGGGCGGAAGGCCACAGAGGAGAGGGGACGGGGUUUCGUUCUCUGGCGUUUGGGUUCGGGGCGAGGCAGUGUGUCGGGAGGAGGAUUGCCGAGAACGAGAUGCAGCUCUUGCUCAUGCAUCUCCUGCUGAGCUUCCAUCUCAGCGUGUCUUCUUCAGAGGACAUCAGAACCAUGUGCACCCUCAUCCUCCAGCCCGAGACUCCGCCGAGGAUCACUUUCAGCAAGCUCUGA